UUCUUCUCUUCUUUACUGUCCACUUCCCCCUUCACCUUUAGGAAACUGGCAGGAUGCACUCUCUUCAUCACUGGUGCGAGCCGGGGCAUCGGCAAGGCCAUUGCUUUGAAAGCUGCCAAGGAUGGUGCCAACAUUGUGAUAGCUGCCAAGACAGCUGAGCCCCAUCCUACUCUUCCAGGGACUAUCUACACUGCUGCAGAAGAAAUUGAAGCAGCUGGAGGAAAGGCUUUGCCAUGCAUUGUUAAUGUGAGAGAAGAACAGCAAAUCAUUAAUGCCGUGGAGAAAGCUGUGAAGACUUUUGGAGGGAUUGAUAUUUUGGUGAAUAAUGCAAGCGCCAUCUCUUUGACGGGCACUUUGGAAACAGCAACAAAGAAGGUCAAUCUUAUGAUGGAUGUCAACGUACGAGGAACCUAUCUUACGUCUAAAGCAUGUCUUCCCCACUUGAGGAAGAGUAAGAACCCCCAUAUCCUGAACCUUAGUCCACCGAUGAAUCUGAACCCCAUGUGGUUCAAAAAUCAUUGUGCUUAUACCAUUUCUAAAUAUGGGAUGUCCAUGUGUGUCUUGGGAAUGGCAGAAGAAUUUAGAGGAGAAGUUGCUGUCAAUGCUUUAUGGCCUAAAACAGCCAUACAUACAGCUGCUAUGGAUAUGCUGGGAGGAGCUGGAAUAGAAAAACAGUGCAGGAAGACAGACAUCCUGGCAGAUGCUGCAUAUUGCAUUUUGACAAAACCAAAAACUUUCACUGGGAACUUCAUUAUUGAUGAAGUUCUGCUGAGAGAAGAAGGAGUUAAGGAUUUUGAUGUUUAUGCAAUUGCACCAGGUCACCCUCUGAUGCCUGACUUCUUCUUAGAUGUUGAAAUUGACACUACAGCUAUGAAGCAAGAAGGAUAUGGUGCUGCCCAAGAGCAGAAGAAAUUAAGCAGAUCCCAGCAGGAAGGAGCAGAUGCAGCCAAGGCUAAGACAGACUCUGCUGCAGCCACGCCAUCGGCAAUAUAG
This is a messenger RNA of Pyrgilauda ruficollis (rufous-necked snowfinch), 993 nucleotides long. RefSeq names its product hydroxysteroid dehydrogenase like 2 (gene HSDL2). The annotation marks the transcript as partial. Gene Ontology annotation, cellular component: mitochondrion. The record is from RefSeq and is a predicted model, not a curated record. NCBI's taxonomy places the organism in Eukaryota, Metazoa, Chordata, Aves, Passeriformes, Passeridae. The transcript is spliced from 8 exons.